Messenger RNA from Stylonychia lemnae, 714 nucleotides. NCBI's taxonomy places the organism in Eukaryota, Ciliophora, Spirotrichea, Sporadotrichida, Oxytrichidae. The record is from the annotation of a GenBank genome assembly.
AUGAAUGGCUAUGUUGAUGAAUAAACCAAUUAAUGUGUAUCUAAUUGUGGACCUGGAAGAUAUGGCAACAUAACUCUUGAUAACUAAGGAAUGAUUGAAUUAACUUAAUGUUUGGACUGUCAUCCAUCUUGCUUUGAAUGCAGUUCGGAAUAAGAAUGCAAAUCUUGUAAUAAAGGCUACUAUCUUGAGAUAUAAUAAGGAAAAACAUCUGGAGUUUGCAAAAGAAAGUAAGGAUAAUUUGAGGGUCAAUUCUAUGUUUAAUCAAAAGUAUUGAAUAUUGAGGCUCGUUAGGAUGGCACUAUCGAUUACCCUUUUAACUCAAUUAUGGCUGCCUUGAAAAAUGCAUAUUAAACAGGAAUUUCUUACUAAGAAGCUACUAUUGAGCUAUUAUUAUUUUCAAACUAGACGCAUUCAAUAAUCAAAAAUGAUGAAAUUCUAUAUACUUUAUAAAAAAUAGAUAAUUCUCAAUCAGUUAAGAUUAUAAUUGAUACUGUAGAUUCAAUUCCAACAAAAGUUUACUAUAAGUUGAGAAACAAGUUCAAAUUCAAAGUUUCAGCCGGACUUAUUAUCAGGAAUAUAGAGUUUGAUGCGACAGACUCAAUUUUUGAUCCUAAAGAAAGUAAUAUUUACUUUGCUUAAUAAGAUAUUAAGAUUAUGAAUGCUUGUAAUCUCCAACAGAUUCAUGCUGUCAAUCAUUAGAAAUAGUUCCUAUGA